This is a messenger RNA of Leptopilina heterotoma, 1253 nucleotides long. Its product is annotated as mitochondrial ornithine transporter 1. The transcript has 5 exons. Bases 152 to 1078 code for a protein of 308 amino acids. Lineage: Eukaryota; Metazoa; Arthropoda; Insecta; Hymenoptera; Figitidae. The record is from RefSeq and is a predicted model, not a curated record. Gene Ontology annotation, biological process: mitochondrial L-ornithine transmembrane transport. Gene Ontology annotation, molecular function: L-ornithine transmembrane transporter activity.
ACCUUUAUCAGUCAGCUGUUUUUUGUUUAUCAUUAGAUAUCAUAGAUUAUAUGCACAUAAAUGGUUAAUCUUAAAUUAAACACGUGAUACAAAAUUAGUUAUUUCCAUUAUUGUUUUUAUGUAAUUUUGUUUACUAUUAAUUUAUACGAAGAUGAACGUCGAGUGUAUUGAAUAUCAAAACGGGCGUUUAAAAAAUUUUAAAACCGGUAUCAUUGACUUUGUUGCCGGUUCCUUGGGUGGAGUCGCCUUAGUUUAUGUUGGUCAACCUUUAGACACUGUAAAAGUAAAAAUGCAAACAUUUCCACAAUUGUACAAAGGAAUGAUAGAUUGCUUUAUGAAAACUUUAAAGACUGAUGGAAUAAUGAGAGGACUGUAUGCAGGUACUAUACCGGCAGUAGUAGCAAAUGUUGCAGAGAAUUCAGUUUUGUUUGCAGCUUAUGGUUGUUGCCAGAAAGCCGUAGCUAAUGUUUCAGGAGUGCAAAAUGUAGAGAAUUUAAAUUCUUUUGGUAAUGCCUGUGCUGGAUUUUUUGCAGCAUUUUUUUCAUCCUUAACUUUAUGUCCAACGGAAUUAAUUAAAUGCCGACUUCAAGCCACGAGAGAAAUGAAAAUUGAAAGUGGUGCCUCUGUAAAUUCGAUUGGACCAUGGCAAUUGACUAGAAAAAUAAUACGUGAAGGUGGACCUUCUAGUUUAUUUCAAGGUCUUUCUUCAACAAUAGCUCGAGAAAUGCCAGGAUAUUUCUUUUUCUUUGGUGGUUAUGAAGCUACAAGAACUCUUCUUGCAAACCCAGGACAAAGCAGAGAUGAUAUCGGCUGGCAAAAAACUAUGGUUGCCGGUGCUGUUGGAGGAUCAAUUCUAUGGCUUGUAAUAUUUCCAGCAGAUGUUGUUAAGAGUAGAAUACAAGUACAAAAUCUUAAAGCUCCUGCUCUAUUAAUUGCAAAAGAAAUAAUAAGAAAGGAAGGUAUUUCUGCUUUGUACAAUGGUCUUAAACCCACUCUUAUAAGGACAGUUCCUGCAACGGCAACUUUAUUUGUUACUUAUGAAUACUCUAAGAAAAUUAUGCAAAAUUUUAUAAUUUAAGUAUAAGUGAAGAAAAAUUUAUCAACUAUUUUAAUAAAAAUAAGUACUAUUUUUUUACUCUUUUUAUCACUCAUAUAUUGAGGAUUUUAUGAAGUAGUGAGGCCUUGCAAAGGUUCUUUUAAUGUAAAAUAUUUGUUAAGCAAUGUUCAAAUUAAAAGUUAUAAUGAAAUUUAAA